CGACUAGCUAUCACAGUCCAGUUCCACUGACAGAUAUAAGCACCAAACAAGAUGCGUUCCUUCAUCAUCGUCGCCCUCUUCGCACUGAUUGCCGUGGCUGCCGCUCAAGGUGGCCGACGUGGAGGUCCUCGUGGUGGCCCUCAGGGUGGACCCCAGGGUGGACCUCAGGGUGGACCUCAGGGUGGUCCACAGGGAGGACCUGGCGGACCAGGUGGUCCCCAGGGAGGACCCGGAGGACCAGGUGGUCCCCAGGGAGGACCAGGAGGACCAGGUGGUCCCCAGGGAGGACCAGGAGGACCAGGUGGUCCCGGCGGUCCGUGGGGUCUGCCUCCAAAUGCCACUCUUCCCAGCAACAGCACCACCAGCACCACCAGUACCAGUACCUCCACAACGACCACCGAAGCCAGCACUUCCACAACCACGGAAGCCACCACCGAGUCAUCCUCUGCUUAGGACGCAGGACUGCAGCCAAUCUAAAAUCCAUUUUUGGCUUGUUCUCCUCCGCGCUUCCCUUGAUAUUAAUAAAAGUCUUCUCUGCAAAAAGUAAA
Drosophila yakuba is the source of this 548-nucleotide messenger RNA. RefSeq names its product cuticle collagen 2-like. Lineage: Eukaryota; Metazoa; Arthropoda; Insecta; Diptera; Drosophilidae. The coding region runs from base 52 to 453 and encodes 133 amino acids. The record is from RefSeq and is a predicted model, not a curated record. The transcript has a single exon.